This is a messenger RNA of Pseudogymnoascus verrucosus, 1375 nucleotides long. RefSeq names its product cell division control protein (gene CDC10). The transcript has 3 exons. Gene Ontology annotation, biological process: cytoskeleton-dependent cytokinesis. NCBI's taxonomy places the organism in Eukaryota, Fungi, Ascomycota, Leotiomycetes, Thelebolales, Thelebolaceae. Gene Ontology annotation, cellular component: septin complex; cell division site; septin ring. The coding region runs from base 128 to 1156 and encodes 342 amino acids. Gene Ontology annotation, molecular function: GTPase activity; GTP binding; molecular adaptor activity. The record is from RefSeq and is a predicted model, not a curated record.
CCUCGCGGAGAGAGAUACCUUGACCUUCCACAGACGACGACACUCUCACAUUUCUCCCUCGUUUUCUAGUAUCUCCAGUUAAUUGAACCAAGGACACCUGAAUAAUAUACAUCUUGUCGACUCCAUCAUGUCUGCUACCCAGGAGAGAACAGGAGCGCAGUCGGUGUUCCCACGGAGCCAUGUUGGUUUCGACAGCAUCACAUCGCAGAUCGAGCGCAAGCUCCUGAAGCGCGGUUUCCAGUUCAAUGUUAUCUGCGUUGGUCAAACCGGUCUUGGAAAGUCAACUCUCAUCAACACCAUCUUCGCAUCCCACCUCAUCGAUUCGAAGGGACGUCUCGCUCCAGAUGAGCCAGUCCGCUCCACGACCGAGAUCCAAACCGUGUCGCACAUUAUCGAGGAGAACGGUGUGCGCCUCCGCCUGAACAUUGUCGAUACCCCGGGUUACGGCGACCAAGUAAACAACGACAGAUGCUGGGACCCAAUCGUCAAGUACAUCAAGGACCAGCACUCCGCCUACCUCCGCAAGGAGCUCACUGCUCAAAGAGAGCGUUACAUCCAAGAUACCCGCAUUCACUGCUGCCUCUUCUUCAUCCAGCCUUCCGGCCACGCCCUGAAGCCAAUCGAUAUUGUUGUGCUUAAGAAGCUCUCCGACGUUGUCAACGUUGUGCCAGUUAUCGCCAAGUCUGACUCUUUAACACUUGAGGAGCGCAGCGCAUUCAAGGAGAGAAUCAAGGAGGAGUUUGCCUUCCACAACCUGAAGAUGUACCCAUACGAUAACGAUGAGCUUGACGAGGAGGAGCGCGCCCUGAAUGCGCAGAUCAAGGAUAUCAUCCCAUUCGCUGUUGUUGGCUCUGAGAAGUCCAUCAUCGUCGCGGGCAAGCAGGUUCGUGGUCGCCAAAACCGCUGGGGUGUUAUCAAUGUCGAGGAUGAGAACCACUGCGAAUUUGUGUACCUCCGCAACUUCCUCACUCGCACUCACUUGCAAGACCUGAUCGAGACGACGUCUCAGAUCCACUACGAGACUUUCCGUGCCAAGCAGCUUCUGGCCCUGAAGGAGAGCAGCGCUGCUGGACACGCCGGCAGCCGACCCAUCAGCCCUGCGGCGGAUCGUGAGAUGAGCAGGAGCUCCCAGAGGAUGACUAUGAACGGUUACUGAGUCGAGAUUUAAUAUGUUGUUUAUUACCCAAGGUUUUAUGAAAGCGAGAUGAUAUUUGUCCAAUCGCGAAGGCAAGGAGUCUCAUUGAAAGGGGCUGGGCAAUGUCUAACCCAUUGAGAUGGGUCGACAUUCACUGCGUUACUUGUUUUUCUUGCUGUAUUAGCCAAUUCUAAUUCGAGAAUGUUACAAGAUGGAGUUGUUGCUGCAUCUUUUCCAGUA